AUGUCGAACUCUCUAAUUAAGGUAAGCUCGACUGGAUUGUCUCGAAUCUUCCACAACGUAAAACCAUCCUCAGAAAUGCACUGCUCGCUCUACACACAAAGUGAGUGCAUUGUCUCCGGCGCCGCCACCACCUCCCAGGUACGAAUUAUCACCCAAUUGACGACGGUCCUUCUCCUAGCCAGCCAUUAUUUAUUCACGUAA
Cotesia congregata is the source of this 201-nucleotide messenger RNA. Lineage: Eukaryota; Metazoa; Arthropoda; Insecta; Hymenoptera; Braconidae. The record is from the annotation of a GenBank genome assembly.